Athalia rosae (coleseed sawfly) is the source of this 658-nucleotide messenger RNA. RefSeq names its product (R)-specific enoyl-CoA hydratase-like. Bases 1 to 498 code for a protein of 165 amino acids. The record is from RefSeq and is a predicted model, not a curated record. The transcript is spliced from 2 exons. NCBI's taxonomy places the organism in Eukaryota, Metazoa, Arthropoda, Insecta, Hymenoptera, Athaliidae.
AUGAGCCUCCAAAUGAGUAGCAAGCUGCUGGGCUCCUGUGGAAGGCUGAAAAAAUAUUACUGUACAAAAAUUUCAAUAGGUUCUAUAGUGGUAGGUAAUUUAAAAAAUUUGAAGGUGGGCAAUCGCGUUCGAGUGUCGAAGCUGAUAACCGAAUAUGAAAUUCUAAAGUUUGCCGACCUUACCCUAGACUAUAAUCCAAUUCAUAUCACCUCUCAAAAAAAAAUCGUUCAUGGUGCAUAUCUCAAUGGUUUAGUUUCUGGAGUGAUUGGUACAAAAUUGCCAGGUGCUGGAACGAUAGUUGUCGAACAGCUCCUUAGAUUUCCUAAUCCCUGUUAUGCCGGCGACACCAUUGAGAUUACGGUAGAAGUGGUCAGCAUCAGAAAGAUUAUAAAGUGCAAGUAUAAAUGUGUAGCCAAUAUGGAGAGAUUAGUUCUAGAAGGAGAGGCAAAACUCAUAUUGGGGGAAUCAACUAUACAAAAAAUCGGUACAGGAAAAUAGACGUUUUUUCACAUCAAUAUUAGUGAGUGGAUGAAUCAUGCUGAAAUAUUGGCAAUGCUGCAACCUAAGGUAUUUUGCCUAGCAAGCAUUUUUUUUUUUGUCCUCAAUGUAUUCGUCAAUGUCAGCAAUAUUGCGAUAUUCUUAAGAAUUCUUGCAAUAU